GAGCGUAUUUUCUGUAAGUGGCAAGCUGAAAGAGUGUAGCUGCCAUGUUUUAUAAGUUGUGGGGUGUUUAGGGCAUAUAAGGGGUGCAACAUCAUCCCAAACUAUAUACAGUUCAAAUGGGAUGGUGACUACAUUCAAAUAAAAGGCAGCACUAUGAAAAAUAAAGCCAUGUAACAACUUAAUUAUUGCUCUUAAGAUUUUUCAUCAAUUUUAUUUUACGUUUUAUAUGCAAUAAAUUUCACCUGUCAUAUUUCAUUAAAAAUAAAUUCAUUCAAAUACUCUCAAAUGGACCAUUAAAUAAAACAACUACAAAAUAAAAAAAAGUAUUUUACGACACAAAAAAAAUUAAUGGCUCAAACUUUUAUUACGACUGACAUUGCAUCAAUGUGGAAUAAUUAUAAUAAUGGCUUGUAAACACUUUCAAACGAACAUGUUUUGCUGCGAUCAUGAAUAAUUUGUCUAUUUUCAUCAUUUUGAAACAUACUCGGAUACAAGAUUUUAUUUUUUGCAUAGCAUCUUAAUGAAGAUAUUUUAAAUAUCAGCAAACAGGUGCGGGGCAUAGCAUGAAGUAUCCACAGUUGGUUUCCAUGCCAUCGGUAGUUUCUGAUUGGCUGGAGGAACAACUGGAAGCACGUGGUAUUGAUGCUGUAGUCUACACUCGUUAUGUUUUGAGUCUACUUCAUCGUGAUCCCCAAGACCUUACUUCUUCUGAUCUUGACCUUUUUGGUAUUGAACAAACCAAGGGCGUGGGACGGAGUGGAACAGGUCCUCGGGGGCGGAAGCGUGCACGUGAAAGGAAUGGACAUGCAUUGCCCCCAGACCAACUACGGCGUUCAGCUGCCGUUCAGUGUCUAAUGUCGGCCUCUGAACAGCAAUGCGGAAUUGAAUCUCUUGUUGACGAAUUAUGUAUCAAAUUACGACAAAUUGAAAAUAAAACGGACGACGAAUUAGAAACAUCCCAAAAAACUGAAAUUACAAAAGUAGCUAACGAAAAUAAUAAAAUAUCACCAAACGAUCUUGCACGUCGAUAUUAUGCUGCAUUCCCAGCAUUAAAUGGCAAAACAAAUAACGACGAACGUCUAACAAUCAUUCCCAAUAAAGGUGGUUUAUCGUGGAAUCAUUUGGCAAAAAAAUUAACUGGUAGCGGUGACAACGACAAGAAAAAAAAUCAUCCAGACAACAAAAUCAAAACAAAUUGUAUAUCUUGGAAUACUAUGCCGUCAAAAUCAAUAGAUAAUAAAUGUUUUGCAUAUUUUAAUCACAGCAAAAAGGAACCGGUUACUAAAUUGGGAUUGAACUGUUCAACACGAAUCAUGGCAAAAUCAGCUGAACGUUGCGAAGGCAACAGUAUCAGUUUUUGGGAUGAACAAGUACAUUGGCACAAUCAACAAAAUCGAUUUAAUAAUGCAGAUGAAGGUUAUUCUACAUCGGAUACAACUGGUCUUUUCGAUGAUGAAUUACAACCAUCUGUUCCUAGAUGCGAUUCAAUUGACAAUAAUCAAAAUAUUGAUGAUUUGGAUAAACUUGUUGCGAAAUUUGAUCGAAGUAUUGAGGCAUUAUGGAGUCCCGAAACGAACAACGAAAACGAAGAUUUACCUUCACAAGAAGAUGAUUUCCAGGAUGUACCAGUAGAUUUACAAGAAUUAUUAGCUUCUCCUUCUGAUAUCAAAUCACCUAAUUCUGAUAUAUUAACAAUGUUUAAAAAGGAUUCUUCAUUUGUUAUUCAAAAACCACGUACUUUCUUACAAUGUGGAACAAAUAUUAUAAGUUCAAUUUGGUCACAGCAAGAAAAUAUUGAUAAAUCACAUUUAUUGGAACAAACUUUCAAUAAUCAUCCACACAAAAACGAUCAAGUUAAAACUGAAGAAAUUGUGGUGAACUCUUUUUGGAAUGACGAGAAUAUUAAUAUUUUGGAACAAAAUAAAGCAAAUACUUUUAUUGAAAACUUGACAUUCUUAAAUUCAAACAAUCACUUAUUUAACAAUAACAAUGAUGGUGCUGAUUAUUCUCAAAAAUUAUUUACAUUUGGCUGGGAGUAUGGCUAUCCUGAAAUCAAUCAAAACAAGUGGUCAUCAGAGGCUGGUGGUGAUAUGUUAAAAACAACUCCAACUUUUGAUUCCAAGAAAAAUGAUAUUGAUAUAAAGGAGUUGAAUAUAAGUUUUACAAAAUUAAAUCAUAAUAAAGAAAAUAGCGUAUUCACUGAAGUGAAACCAAAAGAGACGAAAUCAACGCGCGCAAAUGAUUCAAACAGCGCUUUAUUACGACCGCAUACGAAUCAUGCAACUGAUACGGAUACUGUAGAAGAUGAUUUACUUACAUCAAGACGUACACAUUUUUGUCCAAUUCGACUUGAUUGUGGAAAUAAAAGUUACCCUUCGACUAAUUUGCUUCCAGAUGGCUCAACUUUUGAUAUACAUGGUAGUCCGGAUAAAGUAUUGUUUCGACGCACUGACAGUGGUACUAUGUUCUUAGAAUCGGAUUAUGAAUCACCAAAAGAGUAUAUGGAAUUCAAAGGUACUUGUUCGUCGUUAACAUCAUUGGACAGUGAGAGUAGUGACGAUGAAUUAGGUUUUGUCACAAAUGAUGCAUCAAAUUUUGUAUUAAAGUUUCGUGUACGUCAAAAUGAGAAAUAUUGUCAAACCGAUGAAAAUGAAUCGCCGUCAGAAAGUCCACAUGAUGUUGUGCCAGCAAAACGUCGAAUAUGUGACACAAAUGAAUUAUUUUUCCCAGGCGAUGAAGAACUUGCCGAUGAAAUUGAUUGCACAUGUUUAGAAAAUCAAUCGUUAUUUACGAAAUGUAAAACACAUACUUUAUCGGAAUGUGAACAAUGUGGGGAUUCUGGUUGGCCUACAGAUUUACCUGGUCAGUUUGUUGUACCAUCCGGUUUAUGGAAUAAUGAACGCAUAUGGAGUUCACGUGAAAAACUUUGUUCGAGUUGUGGAUUUUUAAAUAAUGAUAACAAAGCACCAGCACCACCACGAGGUUUACGCGAUGAAGUACGGCAAGAAGGUGAACAAUUAUUAUCUGAUAUUAGCUCAAUUCAACGAUUAUGUUGGUUUGAUCUCGGUACAAACUUUAUUACCGAAGAACGGUCAGCAAGCAGUCGUGAGGAACGUAAACGACGACAUUCAGCAAGUCUACGUCCUCACACGUUAGCCUGGCAUCCGAUACCCUCACAUUUAAAAGCCUUACGAUCACUUACUUUUUAAUAAUCAGGUAACAGAUGGAAUCAAGCUAUUGCUUUCUUUUUUUUAAAUUUUGUUUUUUAAUU
This is a messenger RNA of Chrysoperla carnea, 3271 nucleotides long. RefSeq lists its product as uncharacterized. The record is from RefSeq and is a predicted model, not a curated record. The transcript has 5 exons. The coding region runs from base 564 to 3209 and encodes 881 amino acids. NCBI's taxonomy places the organism in Eukaryota, Metazoa, Arthropoda, Insecta, Neuroptera, Chrysopidae.